Molecule: messenger RNA, 445 nt
Organism: Sphaerodactylus townsendi
Lineage: Eukaryota; Metazoa; Chordata; Lepidosauria; Squamata; Sphaerodactylidae
Gene: TSNARE1
Product: t-SNARE domain containing 1
Exons: 4
Coding region: 51-296 (81 amino acids)
Biological process (GO): intracellular protein transport; vesicle fusion
Cellular component (GO): endomembrane system; SNARE complex
Molecular function (GO): SNARE binding; SNAP receptor activity
Source: RefSeq, a predicted model, not a curated record
AUAACAAAUUUUCACACUCUUUAUCUUUUCAUUUUCUUUUCUAGAGUGACAUGCUGGAUGUUAACCAAAUCAUCAAGGACCUGGCUUCUAUGGUGUAUGAACAGGGAGACACAAUAGAUAGCAUUGAAGCUAACCUCGAGACGGCGUCUUCUAAUGUGGAAUCUGCCAACGAGCAAUUGGCCAAGGCCAGCCAGCACCAACGACGAGCCAGAAAGAUGAAGUGCUGUUUCAUCUCAGCGGGGCUGGUCGUCCUCCUGGUCAUUGUCAUUAUCAUCACAGUCUCUGUCAAGCGCUGAACCUGCCGAGGUGUUCACAGGGCAGCUGAUCACAUGAUCCCGUGGAAGAGAAGCCAAAGACGCUCCAUAUUCAGGCCAUGCAUCAAUGUCAACUUUGCAAAAUAUAUUACAUUUUAAAGUGCUGUAGCCAAUAAACACUACAAUUAUAA